This is a messenger RNA of Staurois parvus, 777 nucleotides long. Lineage: Eukaryota; Metazoa; Chordata; Amphibia; Anura; Ranidae. The record is from the annotation of a GenBank genome assembly.
AUGGUGUCCUGGAUGAUCUCCCGGGCUGUGGUCCUUAUAUUUGGUUUGUUAUACCCAGCAUAUUCAUCAUACAAAGCUGUCAAAACCAAGAAUGUUCGAGAAUAUGUACGCUGGAUGAUGUACUGGAUUGUGUUUGCACUCUUUAUGACAGUAGAAACGUUUACGGAUGUUUUCGUUUCAUGGUUCCCAUUCUACUAUGAGAUAAAAAUGGCCUUUGUGAUCUGGUUGCUGUCUCCAUACACAAGAGGGGCCAGCUUGCUGUACAGGAAGUGUAUUCAUCCUGUACUGUCCAUAAGGGAAAAGGAGAUAGAUUCUUAUAUUGUACAAGCAAAGGAACGAGGCUACGAGUCUGUGGUCACUCUUGGUCGAAAGGGUCUGAAUAUUGCCGCUAGUGCUGCCGUGCAGGCAGCCACUAAGGGACAAGGAGCCCUGGUUGGGCGUCUGCGCAGUUUCAGUAUGCAGGAUUUACGGGAGCUCCCGGAUGAUGCCCCAAUACACUACAGAGACCCACUUUAUCCAGAUGCAGCUGAUCUCCAGCGACGCCCCAUAGGUUAUACCACUCAGUCCCAAGCUGACAGUGACUCUAUGGAUGAGAGGUGGUCUGAUUCAGAAACCAGAACUUCAGCGAGAACACGAGGUGGUCUGCCUCCAAAACCAUUACAGAGGAGCCAAAGCCUAAAGGUCACCAAGAAGAAGGGGCUAAGCAGAGAGGGAUCUGCAAAGAGCAGUAGACCACGAGCGAAGAAGAAGGUGGUUCAGUCUGAAUCAGAGAUGUAA